Messenger RNA from Camellia sinensis, 393 nucleotides. NCBI's taxonomy places the organism in Eukaryota, Viridiplantae, Streptophyta, Magnoliopsida, Ericales, Theaceae. The record is from RefSeq and is a predicted model, not a curated record.
AUGAGUGAAGGUAAUAGCUGGGGUGGGAACAAUUGGGGUGAGUUGACUCGUUGCAGCUAUGGGUUAAGAGCAAAGAUCAGAACUUCGUGGACUCAUGCUAAUCCUGCUAGGAGGUUUUUGGGUUGUCCUAAUUAUGGAGUUAGUGUAUACAAGUUUCAAAAAAAUGGGGCUAGUGGUUACUUUUCCUGGUACAAUCCACCCACAUGUGCUCAUGGUAGACAAGUGUUGCUGAAGUUGGUGGACAAGGUUGCAGCACUAGAAGAAUGUGUCAAUGAGGUUGCAAAAUUAGAGGAUGCUGUUCAACGUUAUCGUGCACGACAAAAGUGGCUUGUCAUUGCCUUGAUUGCUACAUUGUUUAUGAAUGGACUAUUUGUACUCCAAAAUAGUGUUUAG